This is a messenger RNA of Cydia amplana, 1503 nucleotides long. Its product is annotated as spermine oxidase-like. Bases 1 to 1485 code for a protein of 494 amino acids. The transcript has 10 exons. The record is from RefSeq and is a predicted model, not a curated record. Gene Ontology annotation, molecular function: polyamine oxidase activity. Lineage: Eukaryota; Metazoa; Arthropoda; Insecta; Lepidoptera; Tortricidae.
AUGCAGCUCCCACUACUCCUGUGUGUGUUUGGUUUGGCCGUCGCGGCGCCAGCCGACGGUCCAAAUUCCCCAUACGACACGAUAGUCAUCGGCCUGGGCUCGGCCGGCACCACGGCGGCCACCGAGCUGGCCCGAUCUGGUCACAAGGUGCUGGCGCUGGAAGCCCAGGCCCGGGUCGGGGGCAGGGUCCACACCGUGCCGUUUGGGGACGGGCUGGUGGAGCUGGGUGCUGAAUGGAUCCACGGCAACGUCAGCAGUCGCACGUACGCGCUGGCCACCAAGCACAACAUCGACACCAAACCCCAGGCCCUGAUGCUGGACCCUUACUGCUCGGACGGCACUAGACCGGACGUGGCGCUGGUGAGAGAGCUGCUGGAUUUGGACUUUACGGAUGAGCAUCCUAAUCCGCCAGAAGCUUUAGGCACAUUCGUCACUAAGAAGUUCAUGGAAUACAUCACCAAGAAUAAACCAGGCCUGCUCAAAGACCAGGACUUCAUCACCGAGUUCCUCGCGUUCUCGAACCUGCUCACGAACAACCUGGAGGCUUCAAACGAUUGGAAUGACGUCUCGACUUGGGAUUUGUACGAAAAGCUGGGCGGGCCGCAGACUAUCAGCUGGCAUAGGCAUGGAUACACGACUUUCUUUGACAUUAUGUUGAACAAAUACAACAACGGCCCCGGCCUCCCGAACCUGGACAUGCAGCUGAACACGGAGGUGACCCGCAUCACCACUCCGCAGCACCCCAACGAGACUGUUACCGUGGAGUGCAAAGAUGGGAACACCUACACCGCCAAAUAUGUCGUAGUGACCGUGUCUCUUGGAGUGCUGAAAGCCACACAUGCCACGCUCUUCUCACCGCCCUUGCCUCUAGAAAAACAGACGGCCAUAGAAAAAGUCAGCAUAGGCGUCGUCGGCAAGGUGAUCCUGUCGUUUGAGAAGGCCUGGUGGCCUAAGGAUAUCGCGCUGUUUGGCUUCAUCUGGAAAGGAGAUGACAAGAAAAAAGUUCCCGCUGAAGACUACUGGACGACCAGGAUACUUGGAGGUCACCCGCCCAUGGGGUCCAGCAACACGCUGACCCUCUGGACCAGCGGCGAGGUCGCUAAACAGGUUGAGAAGUUGCCUGAAGACAUCGUGAAGACGAAGUGCGUGGCGCUGCUGCAGCGGUUCAUGGGUGACGCGCUGAAUAUCACCGUGCCCGCUCCCACCGGCUUCCUUAGGUCGGCAUGGUACUUGAACCCGUACACGCGCGGCAGUUACACGUACGACAACCUGGACGCCCCGCAGUACCCGCUGGCGCGGAAAUGGCUGAGUUACCCGCUCCUGGACUCGGCGGGCGAGCCGCGUGUGCUGUUUGCAGGCGAGGCCACGAACGAGCGGCACUUCAGCACCGUGCACGGGGCCAGCGAGACGGGCCGACGCGAGGCCGAGAGACUUCUACUAAUGAUCCGUGGCGAGGCCGGAAACUAUAAUGUCAAAGACUUUUAAAUUUAAUGUCAAACCCAC